Molecule: messenger RNA, 2049 nt
Organism: Acanthoscelides obtectus
Lineage: Eukaryota; Metazoa; Arthropoda; Insecta; Coleoptera; Chrysomelidae
Source: the annotation of a GenBank genome assembly
CGUGAACCACUUGUUUGUCGAUAAAAUCGUGAAUGACCACGUCAACAGAGCGGCCUUGAUGAAAUUCAAGUGAUUCUCAAGUUUCAUGGUUUGGACUUGGAAAGAAAACAUUUAUUAAAAAAUGGUUUUCGACUGUAUUUGUGCUUUGUAGCAUAUUUGUUGGGAAACUUGAGUAAAAGAUGGAUUUUUGGCUCAAGAAGACGUAGGUCACGUUUUAUUGUAAAUGGAAAUCCCUUUGCAUCCAAAGUGUCAGUUUAGUUAUUGCUUCUUCAUCUGUGGUUUCAUUCACUGUCCAGCUUAAGAAAAAUGAGUUGAAUCUGUUACAACAGGGCACGGAACCCCAAUAGCCGAUAAAGAUGCAUCACUAACAGUAGGACUGAGGGGUCACAUUCUCCUCCACGAUGUUCAGCUAGUUGAAGAAUUGGCCCACUUUGACCGAGAAAGGAUACCUGAAAGAGUGGUCCAUGCCAAAGGGGCUGGAGCCUUUGGAUAUUUCGAGGUGACGAAUGACAUAACGCAGUACUGCGCUGCGAAAGUUUUCUCGUCAAUCGGCAAAAAAACCCCCAUCGCGGUACGUUUUUCGACCGUAGGAGGCGAAUCAGGCUCUGCCGAUACUGUCAGAGAUCCCAGAGGCUUCGCCGUGAAAUUCUACACUGAGGAUGGCAUCUGGGACCUGGUAGGAAACAACACGCCUAUCUUUUUCAUCAGGGACCCAGUGCUGUUCCCGCAUUUCAUACACACUCAAAAAAGAAACCCUCAAACGCAUCUAAAAGAUGUUAACAUGUUCUGGGAUUUCAUUUCAUUGAGGCAGGAGACAACUCAUCAGAUUAUGUUUUUGUUUGCAGACAGAGGUAUCCCCGACGGUUACAGGCACAUGAACGGUUAUGGAUCUCAUACAUUCAAAAUGGUUAACAAAGACGGAAAAUUUGUCUACUGUAAAUUCCACUACAAAACUGAUCAAGGAAUAAAAUGUAUUGAUGCCAAAAAAGCAGAUGAGUUAGCCGGUACUGAUCCAGAUUAUUCUAUCAAGGAUCUUUACAACUCUAUCGCCAACAGAGACUAUCCAUCGUGGACAUAUUAUAUCCAGGUAAUGACUCCUGAGCAAGCUGCCUCCUGCAAAUUCAAUCCAUUCGAUCUGACAAAGGUUUGGCCUCAUUCAGAUUACCCUCUGAUCAAAGUAGGCAAAAUGGUGCUUAAUCGUAACCCAGAGAAUUACUUUGCUGAAGUAGAACAGAUUGCAUUUAGUCCAGCUCACAUGGUGCCUGGAAUCGAACCUUCGCCUGACAAAAUGCUGUUGGGUCGUAUAUUUUCAUAUGGCGACACUCACAGGCAUAGACUGGGUCCGAACUAUCUCCAGCUGCCUGUCAAUUGUCCAUACAAAGUCAAAAACUACCAAAGAGACGGCCCAGCUUGCUACUACAAUCAAGGAGGAGCACCAAACUAUCACCCUAACAGUUUUGGAGGACCAGACAAUGACGCAUGGGUGAAAUCGUUACAGAAACCAUAUACUGUCUCUGGGGAUGUUGCAAGAUAUGAUACCGGCGAUGAAGACAACUUCUCUCAAGCGAGAGAAUUCUACCAAAAGACGUUAGACAAAGCGGCCCAAGAGAGGAUGAUAGCAAAUAUAGUCGGACAUCUAUCAAAUGCUGCCGAUUUCAUUCAAGAUAGGACGGUUAAAAUGUUUUCCAAAGUGGACAGCAGCCUUGGAGAGAGACUUGCUGAAGGAUUGAAGAAAAUAAAGACCAUCAAAGCGAAUUUGUAGAUUGAGUGAUGAACUUUAUAUUUUUGUGAUUUAUAAAUUUAAGGAGCUCAAAUAGAGCAAAACAAAGUUUAGCUCUAAUUAUUUUUAUCUGCUGUAUGGUAUAUUACCUAGAGGUGCUAAAGGAUUUGGAAAUUGUUGCAUAAGCAUUAUUUUUUAACAAUGUAUAUAUAAUCACAGAUUUUGUAUGAACCUCCAUUUUUAACAUUGCAGUCAAAAUUUAUAUUUUUGUAACUGAUUCACUGCACGAUCUACAUAUUUCUAUAAAUAAAAAACAUUAAGAAAAUUAA